Messenger RNA from Dendrobium catenatum, 1596 nucleotides. RefSeq lists its product as uncharacterized. Bases 1 to 1596 code for a protein of 531 amino acids. NCBI's taxonomy places the organism in Eukaryota, Viridiplantae, Streptophyta, Magnoliopsida, Asparagales, Orchidaceae. The record is from RefSeq and is a predicted model, not a curated record. The transcript has 3 exons.
AUGUACGAGAAAGGCUUUCCCCAGAAGUUCUUUGCUUGGAUUAAAGGGUGUAUUUACGAUGUGACGUUCUCUAUUUGCAUCAAUGGGGCUUUACAAGGCUAUUUUAACUCAACUUCGGGUCUUAGGCAGGGGUGCCCCCUAUCCCCUCUUCUCUUUGCCAUUGCUAUGGAUGUCUUCUCUUGUUAUUUGGAUGGCAGUAAUUUUUGUGGUUUUCCUUGUGGCAAUACCUCUUAUACUCACCUGCUUUAUGCCGAUGACGUUCUGAUUUUUGGACCUGCCACGGUUCAAAAUGCUCAAGCUUUGAAUAAUAUUCUUUCAUAUUUUGGUGAUUGUUCGAGUCUUCACAUCAAUAGAGAAAAAUGCUCUAUUAUUUUCUCUAAGGAAUCUCAAACUACUUCUGACAUUUUAAACCUCCUUCAUUUCUCCCAAGCUGAUCAUGUUAUCAAAUACCUUGGAUUGCCUACCUCCACUAAAAGACUCACCAUUUCUCACUUCCAACCACUACUGAGUAAAAUCACUAUUCUACUUGCUGGUUGGAAAGUUAAGUUUUUGUCUUUUGUAGGUAGGAUUAAAUACUUGAAAUUUACAAUUGCCAAUACUAUUGCGUAUUGGAUUCGUGGAGCAAUUAUACCCAAAGCUGGAUGCAAGCUUAUUGACAGAAUUUGUGCAAGGUUUUUAUACCAUGGCUCUUCUACGGAUAAGAAAUUACACCUGAUUUCUUGGAGAAAAACUACCUUACCUUACUGUUUUGGGAGUCUUGGAAUACCUGAUAUUAAAUCCAUGUACUUUGGAUUUGCUUGCACCUUUAUGUGGAGAUUUUACUCUAUUAAUUACCCCCUGAAUAGCUGGUACAAAACUAAAUUUGAUUCUCCUUUCAAUCUUCUAAAUACUAGAGCCUCUCAUUACUGGAAACUUAUUUGUUCUACUUCUGCUACUGUCAAACACUCUCUGAACUUUAAUGUUACUAAUACAGACUGCUCUCUUUCCCUUCAAUGGGACCCGUGGGUGAAAGGGAAAUCUUUGGCUGAAAUGAACCUGCACUGUUUGCAGAGAGGCCUGUUGGUUAGUAAUGUUAUUACUAAUGGCAGCUGGAAUUUGAGUUUAAUCCCUCAACAUAUGCAUCAGCUUUUCUUAUCUAUUCACAUCCAGGAUGGUGACAACGUGAUUACCUGGACUGGGAAAGGGGUAGCUGUAAAUGAUGGGUUGAAAACUGCUGAUGUCUUAGCUGUUAGGGGCAUUCUCAUUAACCCAACCUGCGGUUUUUGUCAUACUGAAGAAGAAUCCUCAUCUCAUCUCUUUUUUCAAUGCCCAUUCUCUUUCAGUAUCUUACAAACUAUGUUACCUGAUGUCAAGCUGCUUCUCCUGGAGAAUCUCCCAUCAGACAGAGUUUUUGGAUGUCCCAGGGCAAUGAUGAUUUGGUACACUUCCCUGGAUGGUCUUCGUUUACCUCUGGUGCUUGCUCCUCUCAUUGAUGUCCGUUCGAUGUUCCGUGUGGUAAUUCGUGGGCAACCGGGAAGUACUCGUGCUCAUAGACAUGGUGUUGAACCUUUGGUUCAGCUAGUUUUUGAUUUUUUGUACCAAGUUUUGUUUUUCUGA